AUGAUAAUUAGUUGUAUUCCUUUUAUUUCAACAGUAACACCAAUUACUGCAGUUAUUCCAAUUAUUAUUGUUCUUUGUGUUUCAGCAAUAAGAGAAAUUAUCGAAGAUUUAAAAAGACAUCGUUCAGAUAAAGAAUUUAAUAAUAAAAAGUUUAGUACUAUUACUGAUGGAAUAGAGACUAUUAGAUCGUCCAAAAGUAUUGUUGUUGGGGAUUUAGUUAUUUUAACUAAGAAUGAAAUUAUACCUUGUGAUUGUGUACCUAUUUAUUCGUCUUUACCUGAUGGUAUUUGUAAAGUAGAAACGGCUGCAUUAGAUGGAGAAACAUCAUUAAAAACAGUUUAUGUACCUAAACAAUUAUCUAAAAGUUCAGAAAAUUCAGCACUUGAUUUUAAAGGGAUGUUAGAGUGUGGAUUUCCUACAUCAAAUUUUAAUGAUUUUAAAGGUUGUUUUAAGUUUAAUGGAGAGAAUAUAAUAACAUUAGACUCAAAAAACCUUUUAUUACAAGGUUCUGUUUUAAGAAAAACUGAUAAAGUUAUUGCUGUAGUAUGUUAUACAGGAAAAUAUACUAAACAAUCAUUAAAUUCUUCAAAACCAAUAAAUAAGAAUUCAACAUUAGAUCACCGUUUAAAUCAAUUUGUUCUUUCUACUGUUUUCUUCCAAUUAAUCCUUUGUAGUAUUAUGGCAGGAUUUGCUAGUUGGAAAUAUAAAAAUGUAAUACAAGAUGAAGGGUAUUGGUACCUUCAUUCAAUUGACCCACAAUGGUCUACAAUGACUUAUUCAAUAAAAAAGUUCUUUGGAUAUUUUAAUUUAAUAUCAUAUACUAUUCCAAUAUCAGUUGGAGUUACAAUAGAGGUAUGUAGAUUUAUUCAAGGAAAUAUUAUGGAAAUGGAUGAUGACUUUAAAAUUAAAGAAUUUGAUUCUGAAGGUACAGAAAAAGCUGUUGGAAUGAAAACAAAUAAUUGUUCAAUGAUUGAAGAAAUGGGAGGAGUUCAGUAUAUUUUAAGUGAUAAAACAGGAACAUUAACUGAGAACAAAAUGCGGUUUAGUAAGUGUAGUAUUUAUGGUGAAAUAUAUCAUAAUGUUCUAAGAGGGAGUAUUCAAACAAGAAUUGUAGAUAAUCCAAAGUUACUUGAUUUUCUUUAUUGUUUAUCUCUAUGUAAUUCAUGUACCAUAGAACAUUCAGAUAUUGGAGAUUAUAAUUAUUCUUCAUUUUCUCCUGAUGAAGAAACACUUUGUGAUGCCUCAAAGAAGAAUGGAGUAAUUUUACAAGAACAUACUCAAGAAUAUAUUUCAUUAGAUGUACUAGGAGAACAUCAACAAUUCAAAUUAAUAUGUCAAAUAGAGUUUACAAGUUCAAGAAAAAGAAUGAGUGUUUUAGUAGAACGAGAUGGGUUAUAUAUUUUAUAUUGUAAAGGAGCUGAUAAUGUAAUAACCCAACUGUUAGAUGAUAGUUCAAAAGAACUUGUCAAAAUAUCACAAAUUCAUGCUAAUAAUUUUGCAAGUGAAGGAUUAAGAACACUUUUUAUUGCAAGAAGAAUUUUUACUUCAGAAGAAAUUCUUCAAUGGAAACAAAAGUUUGAUUCAAUUGAUCCAUUAGCAAAUGACAUCAAACACCAACAAAUGAAAUUAUAUGAACAACUUGAAAAUCAUUUAGAAUUAAUUGGUGUAACUGCUAUUGAAGACCAACUACAAGAAGAUGUUCCAUCAACUAUUUCAAUGCUAAGAGAAGCUGGACUUAAAAUAUGGGUAAUUACUGGUGAUAAAAUGGAAACAGCUAUUAGUGUUGGAUUGAAUUGUAAAUUAUUUAUUUCUGGUCAAAAGAUGAUAUAUUUUAAUCAUACUUCUGAACUUGAAUUUGUUGAACAUUUAGAUCAAGAAUUAGAAGAAUUGUAUGGUUCUAAAGAAAUAAAAGAUAAUUUUUUAAAUCAAAAUCAACCACUUGGCAUUGUUAUUCAUGAAAAUAAUAUCGAUUGGUUUAUUAAACAUCAAAAAAAAUUUAGUUCUCUUGCUAUAAAAGCAGAGAGUGUUAUUUGUUGUAGAGUAAGUCCUAAACAAAAAGCAGAUAUUGCUUUAUGUGUAAAACAAAUGACAAAAACAAAAUGUCUUACAAUUGGAGAUGGUGCAAAUGAUGUUCCAAUGCUUACUCAUGGGGAUGUUGGUGUUGGGAUAUAUGGUAAAGAAGGCAAUCAAGCUGCUAUUACAGCAGAUUUUGCUAUUAGAAGAUUCAAACAUUUAACUAAAUUAAUUUUAUUUUAUGGAAGAAAUGGCAAAUACCAAAUUACUACUCUUAUCAAGUUUUGUUUUUAUAAGAAUGCUGCAUUCUUUCUUAUGGAUAUUUGGUUUGCUACAAUAUCCAAUUUUACUUGUCAAAUUAUCUAUGAUGAUUGGGUUAUGACUUGUUUUAAUACAUUUUUUACUUCACUACCACCAGCUGCUAUUGCCUUAUUUGAUUAUGAACUUCCUUGGGAAACAAUUAAAUUGUAUCCAAAAUCUCAUAGAGAAACAUUCACUGAUAAACAAUACAAAAUUAAGUCUUUUGUUGAAUGGUAUUUGUAUGGUGGACUUCAGUCAAUUCUCUUUUUUGUUAUAUUUUAUUUCAUUAUUGCCCCAUCAGAUGUGACAAGUUUUGAUGGAAAAGUAAAUGGAUUUACUUUCACAGUUGUUACAGUUACAACAUACAGUCUUUUCUCGAUUUAUUUAACUAUGUUCAUUUAUACAAAGCGGGUUGGAAAUACAAUUAUAUUAUCCUUCUUAGGGAGUAUUUUAUUAUACAUUAUUCUUUACACUAUCAUUAUGUUUGUCCCUGGAAUGUCAGUGAGAAAUAUAUCUUAUUGGGGGUGGUUGUUUACAUUGAAACAACCACUCUUUUAUUUAAUGAUUAUUAUUUCUAUGGUCAUCACUGUCUUCCCUCAAAUUGUAUCAAUUUAUUUCCAAAGAAGAAUAAAACCAACCAAUACACAAUUACUUCAAGAAUAUUAUUUUAAUAAAAAAGGAAAGUAUGUACAUGUAAAUGAGGCUCAAUCACCUUCAAUAGAUAACCAAACCUCAAGCGUUUCAAUAACAAGUUGUGACCAAGAAUUAGAUGUAUUUGUUGACUCUACAAUGUAUACUCGAACAAAUCCAACUGCUUUAAUCAAUGAAGAAAAUGAGUAA
Entamoeba nuttalli P19 is the source of this 3153-nucleotide messenger RNA. RefSeq names its product phospholipid-transporting P-type ATPase, putative. The record is from RefSeq and is a predicted model, not a curated record. Gene Ontology annotation, molecular function: ATPase-coupled intramembrane lipid carrier activity; ATP hydrolysis activity; ATP binding. The coding region runs from base 1 to 3153 and encodes 1050 amino acids. The transcript is spliced from 2 exons. Gene Ontology annotation, biological process: phospholipid translocation. Gene Ontology annotation, cellular component: plasma membrane. Lineage: Eukaryota; Evosea; Mastigamoebida; Endamoebidae.